AAAAGAAUGAACAUAAUUAUGAGAUCCAGAUUGACCCAAAGGUGUUGAAUAAGAAAACAUUGACCACAAAGUUGAAGCAUGUGUUUCUAUAAGCCAGAUACAGCACAUAUUUUUACCUUUUGCGUUUCUAAUUGUUAAUUUUGUUGUUAGGACAAAAAUCUAUCCCGUUGUUCUUACGCUUCUCCAUCUCCUUAUAAAACUAUAGACUCCAUGCGAUUGUCUAAUCAUUAGUAUUCACACACACACACACAUUGUUACAUUAGCAGCGACAGAGUGAACAAGGACACGAACUGAAGAUGGUUGGGUUUGGAAACUCGAAGAAUUCCGAUAGUGAUACGUACAAGAACGGGAGUUUAUCAGAUGCAGUCAUCAAUCUCGAUCAAGGAGACCCGACGGCGUUCCAAGAGUAUUGGAUGAAGAUUAAGGACAGGUGUACGGUGGUGAUACGAGGAUGGGAUCUGAUGAGUUACUUCAGCGAUACGACAAACGUGUGUUGGUUCCUAGAGCCAGAGCUAGCGAAGGCGAUCAAGGCGUUGCAUGGUGCGAUAGGUAACGCGGCCACUGAGGAACGCUACAUCGUGGUGGGGACUGGCUCGUCGCAGCUUUGUCAGGCCGCUUUGUUUGCACUUUCGUCGGUCUCUGAGGUCAAACCUGUCAGCGUCGUCGCCGCCGUUCCUUAUUACUCCACAUACGUCGAAGAGGCAUCGUAUGUUCAAUCGAAGCUGUACGAAUGGGAAGGAGACGCAAGGACGUUCCACAAAAAGGGACCGUACAUCGAGAUGGUGACGUCGCCGAACAACCCUGAUGGGACCAUCAGAGAGCCGGUGGUGAACGGUACGGAGGGCGGGAAAGUGAUACACGACUUGGCGUAUUACUGGCCACACUACACUCCCAUCACUCGCCGUCAUGACCACGACCUUAUGCUCUUCACCUUCUCCAAGAUCUCCGGUCACGCUGGAUCUCGCAUCGGGUGGGCGUUAGUGAAGGAUGUAGAGGUUGCUAAGAAGAUGGUGCAGUACCUAACAAUCAGUUCCAUUGGUGUAUCGAAGGAGUCACAGACUCGAGCUACCACGAUUCUCAACGAACUCACCAAAACCUGUCGGACCAAAUCGGAAAGCUUUUUCGAGUAUGGUCACGAGAAGAUGAAGUCACGGUGGGAGAGGCUACGCGAGGUCGUCGAGUCCGGUGACACAUUCACUCUACCUAAUUACCCUCAAGCGUUUUGCAACUUCUUUGGCAAAACCAUCUCCACUUCUCCUGCGUUUGCGUGGUUAGGGUGUAAAGAAGAGAGAGAUCUCGCAAGUCUCUUGAAGGAGAAGAAGGUUUUGACGAGAGGAGGAGACAAAUGUGGCUGCGAUAAGAAGUACGUACGCGUCAGCAUGCUUUGCCGCGACGAUGACUUUGACGUCUUUCUCCACAGACUUGCCACCAUCAAGGAUCUCAAAUGCAUUGAGCCUUGAGUAUUGUCUUCUUUUUUUUUUAAAUUUAUGUUAUACAAUUCUUUACCAAACAAAAUAAUAA
Messenger RNA from Thlaspi arvense, 1521 nucleotides. NCBI's taxonomy places the organism in Eukaryota, Viridiplantae, Streptophyta, Magnoliopsida, Brassicales, Brassicaceae. The record is from the annotation of a GenBank genome assembly.